UAAUCAAGACCGUAGCCAACGGUCGCUUUUUUAUAAAAAGAUAAAGCUGCAGCCGCGUCGGAGUCGAAACCCAGCUGCUACAAGUGCAAUCCCGAACGGUGUAUCUUUUAAUUUUGUGUCAAGGGUUCAACUUCGACGCAGUCGUGAGGCUGCUCAAUUUCCAUCGGUUCUAUAAACGUUGAAGGACUUUCAUGUUGUUACCGCAGUGUUUGUAAUGUAGUAAUUAACAAAAUAUCAACAUACAAAUGUUCCAUUAUGAUAUAGUACUGUGGGGUCAGAUGGGACACUUUUGGCACGACAUACCUUUAUACAUAAUAUCCUGAUCGUGUUCUAAACGAGUCGCACAUUACACAGCCAGCGGGCCCGAAGGGAAAAAAUAUGCUAAAACAUUCCCGGUCUGAAGGCCCGGUUGGACCCAGAGUGAUUUUCUUAAAACGUACAUGUGAAACCUUUUAACAUUGUCAACCUAACGCCUAACCCUUCGUAUGAAAAAAUGGGGUAUUUCCCAUGAGUUGUACCCGAUUCUUGCCUGCCUUUUCCAAUGUUGAGAUCAAUACUUUAGUCUCGUUUCUUGUCUGGGUUGUAGGCAACUGUUUAAAGUGAACUUCAGAAUGGGCAUAAAGGGUUUUGAAAACUUUUGCAAAAUAAAUACAGAUCGAUGUUUCCAAAGUGUUACAAUUCGAAACGAGAUAUUGGUUAUAGAUGGCAGCGAACUGUUUUACCACUUCUACGACGCUUGUGAGGGCAGAGCGCCGCUCGACCAAUUUCGGGAGCAAGCGAUCAAGUUUUACACAAAUCUUCGCACUUGUGGCAUCAGACCAGUUAUUGUGUUUGACGGAUUUAAAUAUGGGUCAAACCACGAAAAGGUGUUCAAUCAAGCGGUAAAAGUUAUUGCUGAAAUGGAGCAAUUCAUUAAAGAAGAGAAAAUAGACGGAACGAACAAGUUACCCUUUUGUCGUACGAUCUUAGCAACGGUGAAUCAAGAAUUGGGAAUUCCUUUUGUUAACGGUGUGGGAGAUAUGAAUUCCAGCACAGCAGCAAUUGCUAAUCUACUUGGAGCCAAAGUGUUGGCGAGUGAUACGGAGUAUUGCGUGCAUAACUUGAGUCAUGGUUGGUUGCCAGUUAGAUACUUCAAAUGGAAUGACGAUGCGGAAAUAAGCAGGGUAGGAGGCAUCACUGCAAAAUUUUACCACAUCGAGCAUUUUUCACGCCAGUAUAAUAUCCCCACCAAUGUGGUUUCGUACCUGGACAUAUUCUUCGGCAGAAAGUCUUACUUUCCGGAGGGAUAUUUUCAAUCGUUUGUCGACCAACACUUUGGGGAGCAUGAGUCUUAUCGACGUUAUUUCGAAAUUUUCUUCAGAUGGAUGGAUGGUAAUUACAUCACGGAUGACGACCUUAUCGAAAGAAUCGUCGCCUCCCUUGGGAACAGAGAUGAUCACCCCAACAUCCAAGUACGUUUGGAGGAGCGCCUCGCAUUCUUUCGCUAUCCUCGGGUUCGUCAAAUAUUUCGUUUGAAAGUUAGAGAGCAAGUAAGAGACGAAGAUAUGUCGAACCUCCUUUUAAACAACAAGCAUGAUUCGGUGGAAGAUGGAAAUUUGAGGGAAAAUUUACCACGCUUUGCCCAUGAUAUACUGAACGCACCUACGGGGGGAGAUGACCCUUACAAACGGUGUCUUCGAGUUUUCAUGAGCAAACUAGACAAACCGUCACCCCACGACUCAACGAGAGCUUUGCGGCAACAAAUGUACCAACUUUUGGUGAGAGGAGAUGAUUUGACUGUGGUUGAGUACGAUAGAGUCGGCGUCAACUAUAUUGAGGUGGAACCUAUCCGUGUGAAACGUCAAGAAAACCUGAACCCUGCGUUGGUUGAGGUGUCCAACAACCAGGAAAGAAACCCCGAAUUCAUUAAGUUUAGGAAGCAACAUAUUCUAUCUAUACUGGUUGGGGACGAAGAGGCAGUUCGUCAAUUUAAAGAAUCUUGCAGGAACAUCAAUGAAGAAUUGAAGCUUCUGCUGGCAUGUGGGGUGUACUGGAUCAGAACCACGGCACCAGGAGAUACAGCAAUAUCCGCACUUGCCUUCACUGUCAGCUUAAUUUACUUGAAGUCACAAGGCGGUGUUGAUCGUCAUCUCAUGCAAAGGAUGAGGAGAGCUCAUGCAAAAGAUAAGAUCAUCGUAUCCGGAUAUCAACACGGACUACAUACAGAUAUCCGGUCAAUGGUUACUUUGCCUUGAAGAAGUAAUCGCGUUUAAUGGAAUUCUCGAUGAACCACUGGUCCCGCCUCCUAUGGGGAAAUGUUUUAACUGCUCAUUCUUUGAGGCGUGCAUGGCAGAGGUCAACAGAGACACGCUGGUAGAAGUUAUAAAGCAAGAGAUUGAAGUUGGCGAACUCUACAAGGCCAUCAUGCGCGUGCUAAGGCUUGCCUAAAUUGACAAACAUUUUUAGCGGACGAUGCUUGCAUUUGUUUGAACUUAUUCAAUACUGCCAUGAUUUUAGUUAUGCACUAAUUCUGUAUACUUUAACGCUUGAAUGCUUUCUUAACUGCCUGUUUUACUGUAUAACCACCUAGUUGGCCUAGUAGUUCAUUUUCUGUAUUGUUAUGACUGUAAAUAACAUGAUAUAUACAUGUAGCUUAAAAUAAACGGAUAUUAGUACAAUCGAAA
Molecule: messenger RNA, 2663 nt
Organism: Ciona intestinalis (vase tunicate)
Lineage: Eukaryota; Metazoa; Chordata; Ascidiacea; Phlebobranchia; Cionidae
Source: RefSeq, a predicted model, not a curated record